UAGUCAAGCAUGAGUGAAUUUUUUCAGACUUAUGAUAAGCUGCAAAAAUAAAGGAAAAGCUUUUUAAACAGUUAUUGUGAUAGUGAUAAGUGCUAAAACCAAUAUAAGCAUGGAUGUAUAUGUAUAUAUAUAUAUAUGUAUUACUUUUAUGUUUACGCAUAUGCAAAAUGGAAAAAUCAUUGCCCCACUCAAUUGAAAAACAAACUGGCUGUUUCCUUAAGCAGUUAAAGCGUAGUGUUUCUUUAUCGAAUGAUAAAAAUGAUUCCUUAAAAACAGGAACAUCAUCUGAAUUGAUAGAAAUUGCUGGAAACUCACUAAACGAGUCCCAGUUGAUGAUGGCAGUGACAGAAAACCAAAAUAUUUACCGGGAGCGAACAAAAUUCAACGAGCACAUGAUCGACUCACAGAUUUUGGCCGGCAGUGUCACUUCCACUCAAACAGAAAUUUUCCAGUCUCCCACGAACUCGCCAGUUCAUUCAACUGGUGUAGGAUACCGGCAGCAUUCUACCCAUGCCACGCCAUCGAAAAACUCUCUUUCUAUCGCUGAAAAUACUCUCAGAACGACGCUAAACACGGACAAUUUAAAUUUUCUUUUGAAACCUAUUGGUAUAUUGCAGAUGGCUGACACAACAAAUAACGAGGUCCUUAAUAUAGCCAGUGUAGCUGAUUUGCUGCACCCACAGUACGCCAUCAUUACUGGUGGUCGCUCUGCAGAUGGUUGUCCCUUAAUAAUUUUUCCAGAUAACAAUAAUUUCUGUUCGAUAGAAGAGGCAGACUACCAAAAACUUGUUUCGUACCUAGCAUCAGUGACUUCAUUACAGGAGGCUGACCUAGGAUUUAAUUUGAUUGUGGAUCGCCGAAAAGACAGGUGGAGCUCCGUAAGAACUGUUUUACAAAGAAUAUCGGAGUAUUUUCCGGGAAUUAUUCAUGUUGUCUAUGUAAUUCGCCCAUCCGGAUUGUUUCAAAAGGCUUUAUCAGAAGUGAGCAAUAAGUUUUCAAGAGAUGAAUACAGGUUUCGACUUGUGGUUUGUUCGACUGUUUCUGACUUGCAUGAUUAUAUUCAUAUCAGCCAAUUAACUCCAGACAUGGGAGGAUAUUUAAUAUACUCUCAUCAUGAAUGGAUACAGCAACGAAUCGUAAGUUUUUAAUACAAAUAUCGUAAAUACUGUUAUUUUGUAAAAACAAUAGUCUUCGAGCUAGUAAGCUUCUUUAGAAGCUUAUUUAUAUACCCGUUUCUCGUUUAGUAAACAGUGUAACGAACUGCUUUUGUGUCUUCGCUCGCUACGAGA
This is a messenger RNA of Drosophila ficusphila, 1289 nucleotides long. RefSeq names its product guanine nucleotide exchange factor DBS-like. The coding region runs from base 114 to 1148 and encodes 344 amino acids. Gene Ontology annotation, molecular function: guanyl-nucleotide exchange factor activity. Lineage: Eukaryota; Metazoa; Arthropoda; Insecta; Diptera; Drosophilidae. Gene Ontology annotation, cellular component: cytoplasm. The record is from RefSeq and is a predicted model, not a curated record. The transcript has 4 exons.